Cryphonectria parasitica EP155 is the source of this 588-nucleotide messenger RNA. RefSeq lists its product as uncharacterized. The transcript is spliced from 2 exons. The record is from RefSeq and is a predicted model, not a curated record. NCBI's taxonomy places the organism in Eukaryota, Fungi, Ascomycota, Sordariomycetes, Diaporthales, Cryphonectriaceae. The coding region runs from base 1 to 588 and encodes 195 amino acids.
AUGGACUCGCCACACAGUCCCCGUAGUUCCGUCACGGUGGAACACGGCAGUCCAACAGCACCGCCGCGGUCGACCCCGUCCCCGAGCCAAGAAAACGAGGAGGCCGGGGAUGACCAGCAGACUUGCGAGCUCCACAAGAACAACGACCAGACCGACACGGAGAGCUGUGGAGCUCCAAGUUCCCCAGAGGCCGAUGAGCCUUCCAAUGAGGAGAAUAGCGCGGCGGAUGACGAGAACGAGGAAGCACCUAGGCCCAGAAGAAAUUUCUGUGUCAUGCCCUCGUUGUGCGCUGCUUGGGUCGAUCUCGGGUGGCUGAACGAGCACGAUCUAUGGUACCGGAGCAUAUUCAGAACACUGUACCAGGACCCAGACGGAGGAUUUCUAUACUUCCUAUUGUCCAACGACUGGCGGGUGUGGCUCAAAUGGGAUGGGUGGUUCGUUCACGUCGACGAGAACGGGCGGAUCCCACAGUGGAUGUUCGACGAAAUGCACCCGGCAUGGCGAGUCCGCUGGGAGGCCAAUAGACGUGCUAUGGGGCAGUCACGAUCGCCUAUUCCAUCAAAUGAGAGCAUCGAGCCUGGUCAUUGA